UGCGCAAACACAGCACCAGGAUGUAAAUGUAAAUGUGUCCCAGGGAAGAAAAACACAAAGCACAGGCCGCCUCUUAGCAUUUAUACAAAUAAAGGAAAAUAAAUCAGCUGGUUUCAGGUUUCACGAACACACCUGGAAGCUGCCCAUGGAGCAGUUGAGGGGUUAAGGGCUUGCUCAAGGGUACACAAGGAUGGUAACAAUGAUUUGAUCUACCUUGCUAAUCUUGGAAGUCAUUUGAUACAAAAGCGUCUGCCGUUGUUGUGAAUAUUUGCUUUUUUCCCUGAAAUGAGAGGGUGCUAGCAGGAUUGAAACAGUGGAGAUUGUACCCACAGGGGACCAAUACCGGGACUGAACGCUGAUCAACGUUCUUCUGUUUAAAGCCUGAUUUAAAGAAAAUAAAAUGAACAUCAUCCAGCUUUUUUUAAACCCUGAAUAACAUUUGUGUUCAGUCAUACUAGCAGUAUUUUUACUCCUAAAGCAAGCAUCUCAUCAAAAAGAUGUUCGUCCUAGUGAUCGGCAGAUCUAUUAAAACGUGCAGUAAUCAUUUAUCACAAGGGAAGAUUUGUUCUUAAAAUGCAAACAAAUGAGCAUAUCAUUCUUAAUCAUUCCUUAAUAAAGGAUUUUACACAAAGAAGAGCAGAUGGUCGGUCCGCUUUCAGCGAUGGAACGCAGUUAGAAGAUGCGCUAGUUGCCAGGUUUGUGAGCUGACCCCCUUUUUAGAAAAAAAUAAACUUGUCAUUUACAAGCAAUUUAAGGCGAGACAAAGGAAUCAACAUUUUUAAUAAAUAACACAUUUAUGACAUAGUGUAAAAAUAAUAAUGAAUAAAUAAUGCACUGUGGAUGGUCUAGACUGGUGUAGUCACAAAAGUUGAGGUGAUUAUUAGCCUACACCUUAAAAACAUUUAAUCAUUUUGGAUUACAAUUAAAAUCAAGUUUUACAUCUGAUUACAUAUCUGGUGCUUGUCUCACAAAGCGUUUCGUGUUUUAUUGUAUUAAGCAAAAAAUUUUUUGUCUUGAGUACAUUAAACAACUGCUGUAGAUAUAACAGGUGAAGUGUCGACAAUGUACAAAUAAACGUCAGUCGAACUAAAUGUAUCGACAGGUAUGACGUGAGGUGUCAUUCUCGUCUUAAGUGUCAGAUUAAACCUCUUUUAACUCGUGUCACAUUGUAAAUUCAAGAAUCAACGAUCGUUGCGGGGGAAAUUACAAGAUCUGGCAACCCGGAGACGCACUCUGUCAGUCGCCGGUCGACGCAGCGACAGUGAAGGCCGUCGCCUGUGUCUGACUGGCCUUUUUAUUAUAACGUGUGAUGCCACCUUCAGCCCCAUUAGUCUGCAUGGAGGCUUGAUGAUUUAUUUCACUUCUCCUGUUGCUCGUUUCUUUUCUGCUCGCCGUGUUGUUUCUUUUUCUUUCCUUUAAUGCGCCGUGAUGUCAGGUGUUCAAGGUAAAGAGCGCACCCGAUGACGCCUUUCUCCAUUUGCAUUAGGGACGUUUCUGUCUUUGUUUUCAUAUUGUUUUAUUGUAUAGUCCAGCAGACGGCUUUGGAGGGAGACGAAGCGGAGCGACAGCCCAGACUCACAAUGAGGGAAAAAAAAAUGUCCCUUCUGAGAAUCGUCCUUAUUAAUAGACAAUAAAUAAUCCUCGAGGGGGAUGUUAAUUGGUUAACGGGGUUAGAGCCGCGCACAGACUCGCUGGUUUUUGUGCUUGGUAGUCUGCGGCUCGUUAUCCAGACGGUUUUAUCAGGAGGUGGAGGAGGAGAUCUGUCUGGCAGAUAUAAAGAUGGUGUUUCGGAGUGAGGAGAUGUGCUUGGCGCAAUUGUUCCUGCAGUCCGGCUCUGAAUAUGACUGCAUCAGUGAGCUGGGGGAGCUGGGGCUGGUCGAGUUUCGAGAUCUCAACCCAAGUGUCAGCUCAUUCCAGCGGCGCUUCGUCAGCGAAAUCAAAAGAUGUGAGGAGAUGGAGAGGAUUCUGGGAUACCUGCUGAGGGAGAUUCAAAAGACUAAUAUAGCCGUUCCAGAGGAGGAGGAGAGCCUGCUUGCUCCUCCCCCCAGACAAGUCCUUGAGAUCAUGGAGCAGCUUCAGAGGCUGGAGAUGGAGCUCAGCGAGGUGGCCCGAAACAAAGAGAAGCUGCAGAGGAACCUCCUGGAGCUCACCGAGUACACACACAUGCUGAAGAUCACACGGACCUUCAUACACAGCCGCUCCAGACAUGAGGCUAUUGGUCCCCAGUAUGAAGAGUUCCCCACGAUGGAGACGGACUCGGUAACUGGAUGCACCGGUAUGCAAAGACUUGGAGCCAAGCUGGGGUUUGUUUCUGGUCUCAUCCAGCGGGUGAAGGUGGAGGCCUUUGAGCGCAUGUUGUGGAGAGUGUGUAAGGGUUACACCAUCCUCAGCUACGCAGAAUUAGACGAGAACCUCGCUGAUCUCGACACUGGUGAGAUCAGCAAAAAUGUUGUGUUUCUCAUUUCCUUCUGGGGAGACCAGAUCGGACAGAAAGUACAAAAAAUCUGUGAUUGUUACCACUGCCAUCUUUACCCGCACCCUGAGAACGAUGAGGAGCGGGCAGACGUGUUGGACAGCUUAAGGACUCGCAUCCAGGACCUAAACAACGUUCUGCACCGCACUGAGGACUACCUGAGGCAGGUCCUGCAGAAGGCCUCGGAGUCGGCCUAUUCCUGGGUUGUGCAGGUGAAGAAGAUGAAGGCGAUCUACCACAUCCUGAACCUCUGCAGCUUCGACGUCACCAACAAGUGUCUGAUUGCCGAGGUGUGGUGUCCCGUCAGUGACCUGGCAAACCUGCGGGGGGCGCUAGAAGAGGGCUCGAGAAAAGGUGAUGCCACCGUGCCGUCCUUUGUGAACCGCAUCCCGAGUACUGACACUCCACCCACCUUGUUGAGAACCAACAAGUUCACAUCUGGCUUUCAGAGCAUUGUGGAGGCGUACGGGGUGGGGGACUAUCGCGAGGUAAGCCCAGCUCCCUACACCAUCAUCACAUUCCCCUUUCUGUUUGCUGUGAUGUUUGGCGACCUCGGCCACGGGACGGUAAUGAGCCUCUUCGCCUUGUGGAUGGUGCUGACGGAAAAAAAGCAGAAGAAGAAAUCGUCCGGUAAUGAGAUAUGGGCGACGUUCUUCAACGGUCGCUACAUCAUCCUGAUGAUGGGGCUUUUUUCUAUCUACACCGGGCUGAUUUACAAUGACUGUUUCUCCAAGUCACUCAAUAUAUUUGGCUCUAGCUGGAGUGUCAAGGCAAUGUUCACCAAUCAGCAGUGGACAAAUAAAACCCUCCAAACAAAUGCUCUGCUCACGUUAGAUCCCAACAUCAGCGGUGUUUUCAGUGGACCGUACCCAUUUGGCAUCGAUCCUAUAUGGAACAUGGCGGUGAACCGGCUGUCCUUCCUCAACUCCUACAAGAUGAAGAUGUCAGUUAUUAUCGGGGUCAUCCAUAUGAGCUUUGGAGUGGUGCUGAGUGUCUUCAAUCACUUGCACUUCCGACAGAAAUUUAAUGUCUAUCUGCUAUUUCUUCCUGAGCUGCUCUUCCUACUCUGUCUCUUUGGCUACCUGGUCUUCAUGAUUCUCUACAAGUGGUUGGCGUUCAGUGCACGAGACUCCAGCGUGGCUCCCAGCAUCCUCAUCCACUUUAUUAACAUGUUCGUCAUGCAGGGGAAAGAUAUGACUCCUCUCUACCCAGGACAGACUGGGCUGCAAAUUUUCUUAAUUGUGGUAGCGAUGCUGUCAGUACCUGUGCUGCUGUUAGGAAAACCUCUUUACUUGUACUGGCUGUACCGGGGAGGCAAAGGCCUGCGCAGACGCAGAGGUUAUGAGAGAGUGAGGCGCGUGAGUGAGGAUGACAACUCCACAGCACCGUCCUAUGACGAUGACGAUGAUGAUGAAGAGGAAGGACUUGGUGAAAUGCCAAGCAGAGAAGCUCUUCCCAAAGAGUUUGACUUUGCGGAUGUGCUCCUGUACCAGGCCAUCCACACCAUAGAGUACUGCCUGGGCUGCAUCUCCAACACUGCGUCAUACCUGCGUCUCUGGGCUCUCAGCUUGGCUCACGCCCAGCUGUCAGAGGUGCUGUGGGGCAUGGUGAUGCGCCUGGGUCUGAGGUUCACCACCAGAGUGGGCGUGGUGUUUUUAGUCCCCGUGUUCGGCCUCUUCGCCGUGCUCACGGUGUCCAUCCUACUAGUCAUGGAAGGCUUAUCAGCGUUCCUCCACGCUCUCCGACUUCACUGGGUGGAGUUUCAGAACAAAUUCUACCACGGGACCGGUGUCAAGUUUGUGCCCUUCGACUUCUCCCUCCUGCCCUCCGUUUUUGAACAAGAUGGCUUGCUUUAAAAAAAAAUAUGAACUCUGAGGUAUUGCAUAUGAGUGGAAGCAGACUUUAGAAUUGGGAAGGGUGCUGGAAGCUGGAACAAUUCACACUGUGAUGACGACAACAAACAUUCAAGACAAUGGACUGAAAGUCACCUCUUGUAGCAACGUUUUUUCACCAUGACGAUUUUUUAAAAUGUUAGCGGCUGUGCUGACUGCCUUACUACUGUACCCAGCAAACCUCGGAAUUGACAGAGGUUCAAAAUUCCUCUUCCGUUCAUAAUUUCAUUUUGUAGGUGGGCUAUCACUAAAAACAACUUGCCACACCAGUCGGGUGAGUUUAAACAUUUAAUUUGCAUUGUUCUGUGUAAACUGGUUUUGUAUUAUUUCCAACAUGGUAUUUAAAAUAAACAGUUAUACAGUGCAAUGUAAAGCUCAGACAUUAUCAAAGACCACAUCAAGCAUCCUGAUGUAGUGCCAUAGAGAUUUCUGAUGAUGAUAUGGUCUUUUUAAAUUGCUCCUCAACAUGAUGAGAAAAAACCUGCAUCAGCAAAAUCUCAAGAAAAAAAUAAUACGUUUCAACCCUUUUUGUGAGGCAUAUAGUCACAAAGCACUUUGCAAAAUGAUUGUACUAUGAAAAGUUUUCACUCAUGACUGUGAUGAUGCCAAAUGAAAAUAAUCUUCAACUGUUAGCUGUCUGCUCAUUUAAUUAUUAAUGCAUUUAUUUAAGCUUAACCUCCCCUGUAAUCGUAGAAUCAGCUGUUCAGCACUCAAAUUGUAUAACUAAGAGGCAUUUUUUAUUAUUUCCCAUUAAUACUGGCAUUGGGCUUCUUGGAUGACUCCCUCUCCUGAACCAUCACAUCUGUCCGGUUUUUUUUGUUCGAUUAUUGGCUGUUUCAUUUGUUGUUUUUGUAGCAUUUUUUGGCACUUGCUGUACAGUAUGUUAAAGCAUUAAAGCAUUUAUGUUCAGUGCGAUUAUUACAAAAACUCCAUAAUCAUUAUUAUC
Molecule: messenger RNA, 5311 nt
Organism: Anoplopoma fimbria (sablefish)
Lineage: Eukaryota; Metazoa; Chordata; Actinopteri; Perciformes; Anoplopomatidae
Gene: atp6v0a2a
Product: ATPase H+ transporting V0 subunit a2a
Exons: 20
Coding region: 1780-4329 (849 amino acids)
Biological process (GO): proton transmembrane transport; vacuolar acidification
Cellular component (GO): vacuolar proton-transporting V-type ATPase complex; vacuolar proton-transporting V-type ATPase, V0 domain; plasma membrane
Molecular function (GO): ATPase binding; proton-transporting ATPase activity, rotational mechanism
Source: RefSeq, a predicted model, not a curated record